AUGGGUGAGAAGGUUGCAGCUAGUUGGUUACCAGUGUACCUCGAGUUGACGCUGGCUGGGCUUCCAUCUUACACAAAGUUUGGGUUCGAAAAGUUGUCGCAAGAAAUGGUUGUUGAAACCCGACAUGACGUAUUUUGUGUCAGACGUAAAGGUUCCGUUCAUAGUCGAGAUGCCGUCAGUGGCAUGAGGGAUGAGAUUCGAGGAGUGGGACUUAGAAAGGAUAAUUAUCCCCUCAUUCUUGAAGGAUUGCUGGUUAACUGA
This is a messenger RNA of Paracoccidioides brasiliensis Pb18, 261 nucleotides long. RefSeq lists its product as uncharacterized. Bases 1 to 261 code for a protein of 86 amino acids. The transcript has a single exon. The record is from RefSeq and is a predicted model, not a curated record.